UGCCGCCGCGAGAGGGCGUGCGAAUGGCUGUGCUGCUGGACGUCACGUGGGGUUGUUGGUGUUGCAUUAAGACUAGUACAGUAGUAGGCCUGGUUGAUAUUUCUUUAUUACUAUACUCCACCUUUUGUUCUCACCACUUUUCAAGACAUGGCGAACGACCGUAGGGAUUGCGGAAGUGGAAAGACGAAACUGUCCAAGAACUUAAUGCAGAUGAAGUUUAUGCAGCGCACUCAAGAGUCUAAUGCACAGAAGGAGGCCGAGGAGGCAGAACAGAGGCGCCAUAAUGACGACACGCACUGGUUCCUUGAUCUACCAGAGAUAACUGCCAAGGAGAGCAAGUUUGAGGUGGAGCCAAGCUUUGCGGUCUGCGAAAAUCUUAAGUUUGGACGAAUGUCAUUCAAGGGAAUGAACCCUUCUAUUGAAAAGCUUAUGCGCAGCAUGGAGGCUGAAGAGUUGGAGGCAAAGUCAGAGCAGAGAGAACGAGAAAUGACAGUCUCUGAUGAAGAGAUGGCCAGAAGAUACAGCACAUUGGUUGGAACGAUUGCCAAUAAAUUCACCAAAAAGCGCCACCGAACGAAAGCCCCCGAAGAACCGCAAGAGAAGAGGGCCAAGAGAGAGUUCCGGAAGCCACCAGACGAGUGACACCAGUGGCUAGAUUCCUUUUAAAAUUGUACAUUAUUCUAAUACUGAAAAGACAACCCCUAUCGGGUUAUGAAAACCCAGCUGGAGUGCCUACAGUCACUAGAUUCCCUGCAGAAAUGCCCCCCCCCCAGCAGAGGAACACCUCUGUAGCGUACAGUGAAAGGAUGUGCACUCAGAACCAUCAUCACAGCUAAACACCUGUGAUGAUCUAACAAAAGCAUUUGGACAGUCCGCUACUCCCCUAUAAACUGCCCCACACCGAGUGCUGUUGUGUGUUGAAUCGUAAAUCGCAGUGCCAAAAGA
This is a messenger RNA of Acanthaster planci (crown-of-thorns starfish), 945 nucleotides long. RefSeq names its product M-phase phosphoprotein 6 (gene mphosph6). NCBI's taxonomy places the organism in Eukaryota, Metazoa, Echinodermata, Asteroidea, Valvatida, Acanthasteridae. The record is from RefSeq and is a predicted model, not a curated record. Gene Ontology annotation, biological process: maturation of 5.8S rRNA.